AUGACUUGGCUUCAAAUUCCAAUCCUCUUUUCCUAUAGAGCGUUGUUACUUAUACUUCUUGCUCAAUACGCCCUGGGUUCGAUUGACUCUGUAUUUAACAUUAAACAAGGCGGUGUUGGAGUCGGUGGAUGCAAUGCUCACAAAAGCAAACUCAACAGAUGGUGGACAGAUGCAAGAAAGCUCGUCGACGCUGCUCUCUUGUACGCACAAGAUGACAGCGUUGAUGGACCUGAAUACGUCUACACCUUUUUUGCAUUAGACCCCCCUCCUUCCGAUGCUGAGUACAGAGCACAAGCGCGCGCUAGGUUGCUGUUGGUCAAGAGGUUUAUCGAUGGCGAUUUACAGCUCCCUACCGGUAAACCCUGGCUUUUCUGUUCGAGCAAGUGGUUGGAGCGUAUGGACUGGGAUGACGUUGCCUAUGAUAAGGAGACAGGCGACAGGUUUACAGGUGAUGACGCCAAGAAGGUACGAGAUGUAUAUCAUGAACCAACUCCACCUCCAGAUGAAGCAAACCAGCCAAAAGAGUUCCCAUUUUGGUCCUCGGACAUCAGGGAAUACUUCACAGAUGAGGCUGAUGACUAUUGUACGAAGAAGGUCGACGGACUUGCCCAGCACUUUGGCGCUACUCAUGAGGACCUGACGUGGAAAGCAGUCACCAUCUGUGUCCAGAACUUGGGAAAGAAUGCUAAAACUGAACAUUUGCGCCUUGGAAGAAUCCAAAAGGAGGGUCAAAGUAUUGUGGACUACAGAGCAAAGUCUAUGACAUUAUUCCAUGAACUCUUCCAUGUUGUCCUAGGCAAUGCGGAUACCCAGGAGCAUGAAAAAAGCUAUGAGCUGAAGUAUAUUGCGAACCCUAGGAAAGAGGAAGGUGAGGACCCUGGCGAUGAAGAUCAAGACAUCAUCUCCACGCAGGAGGCCUUGUAUAACCCGGAAUCCUACACCAUUACAAGGUCGAAGCUCAAAAAGACCGAAGAUUCAAAGGAUAAGGAUAAGAACAAUGGAGGGUCAGAAGGCGCUGGUCAUCGAAAGAGGCUGAUGAAGGUUUGA
This is a messenger RNA of Fusarium subglutinans, 1047 nucleotides long. RefSeq lists its product as uncharacterized. The transcript is spliced from 6 exons. NCBI's taxonomy places the organism in Eukaryota, Fungi, Ascomycota, Sordariomycetes, Hypocreales, Nectriaceae. The record is from RefSeq and is a predicted model, not a curated record. The coding region runs from base 1 to 1047 and encodes 348 amino acids.